Molecule: messenger RNA, 6246 nt
Organism: Alosa sapidissima (American shad)
Lineage: Eukaryota; Metazoa; Chordata; Actinopteri; Clupeiformes; Clupeidae
Gene: tgfbr1a
Product: transforming growth factor, beta receptor 1 a
Exons: 9
Coding region: 118-1617 (499 amino acids)
Biological process (GO): activin receptor signaling pathway; transforming growth factor beta receptor signaling pathway; heart development
Cellular component (GO): plasma membrane; activin receptor complex
Molecular function (GO): activin binding; SMAD binding; ATP binding
Source: RefSeq, a predicted model, not a curated record
GUGUUUUCACUGUGUUGACCAAUCAGGUCCACGUUUUUUUUCCCCUAAGCAAUGACCAGAGAAGUUGAGUGUGAAACGGCGCUCUGGCCAGUUAGUUGAGUGUUAGUGCGAGUCACAAUGGAUGCCAUACCUUGUUGUUUAGUGUUAUUUACGCUUCUUUUCGUGACGGGAAUACAAGAAGCUCGAGGCUUGCAGUGUUUUUGUGAAAGAUGUGUGAACAGCACGUGCCACACAGACGGCCUGUGCUUCGCCAGCCUUGUCCGGCACAGCAGCGGGCGCAUUGUGGCCACCGGCUCCAUGUGCCUGCGGGAGGCGGAGCUCAUCCCCAGGGACCGCCCCUUCCUGUGCGCCCCGUCCACCAAGGAGGGCAACGGCGUGUAUCCUCACUGCUGCAGCCUUGACAUGUGCAAUAAGGACCCUGUGGACUACGUCGACUUUCCAGACCCCACCCCCAGGAGUCCGGCACUAGGGCCCGUGGCUCUGGCGGCCGUGAUCGCAGGGCCCGUUGUCGUGCUGUGCUUCGUGCUGGUGCUGGUGUUCUACGUGUGCCACAGCCGUUCGGUCAUACACCACCGCGUGCCCAGCGAGGAGGACCCCUCCAUGGAGCACCCGUUCCUGGCCGACGGCACCACGCUGAAGGAGCUCAUAUACGACAUGACCACUUCAGGCUCCGGCUCAGGCCUGCCGCUGCUGGUGCAGAGGACCAUCGCCAGGACCAUCAUCCUGCAGGAAAGCAUUGGGAAGGGCCGCUUUGGCGAGGUGUGGCGCGGUCGCUGGCGGGGGGAGGAGGUGGCUGUGAAGAUCUUCUCCUCCCGCGAGGAACGCUCCUGGUUCCGUGAGGCGGAGAUCUACCAGACCGUCAUGCUCCGCCACGAGAACAUCCUGGGCUUCAUCGCCGCCGACAACAAAGAUAAUGGCACUUGGACCCAGCUGUGGUUAGUAUCGGAUUACCACGAGCAUGGUUCCCUUUUUGACUACCUGAACAGAUACACAGUCACAGUGGAAGGCAUGAUCAAGCUCUCUCUGUCCACCGCCAGUGGCCUGGCUCACCUCCACAUGGAGAUAGUGGGCACUCAGGGUAAGCCUGCCAUUGCCCACCGUGACCUCAAGUCCAAGAAUAUCCUGGUCAAGAAGAAUGGCACCUGCUGUAUCGCCGACCUGGGCCUGGCAGUGCGCCACGACUCUGCCACAGACACCAUUGACAUCGCACCCAACCACAGAGUAGGCACCAAAAGGUACAUGGCUCCAGAGGUGUUGGACGACUCCAUAAACAUGAAACACUUUGAAUCCUUCAAGCGGGCAGAUAUCUACGCCAUCGGGCUGGUGUUCUGGGAGAUUGCACGGAGGUGCUCCAUAGGAGGCAUCCAUGAAGACUACCAGCUGCCCUACUACGACCUGGUGCAGUCCGACCCCUCUGUGGAGGAGAUGAAGAGGGUGGUGUGUGACCAGAAGCUACGGCCCAAUAUCCCCAAUAGGUGGCAGAGCUGCGAGGCGUUGCGUGUGAUGGCCAAGAUCAUGAGAGAGUGCUGGUAUGCCAACGCGGCUGCACGCCUCACAGCCCUGCGCAUCAAGAAGUCCCUCUCCCAGCUCAGCCAGCAGGAGGGAAUCAAGAUGUAGACAGAGAGAGAGAGAGCUCAUGGACCAUCUUUUUUUUUCUCUCUCUCUCUCUCUCUCUGCCCCUCCUUCUUUCUCUAUCUCUCUUUCCGUCUCUGUCUCUCAGCAAUAUCUCAGCCUCUUUUGAUCCGAGAGUCAGUCGGGGCGGAACUUUUCUCUCUUCAAGUAUUUAUUACCCAUCAGGGUCCAGAGCCCAGUCCAGCUGGGCUUAGCUUUGAAGCAGCUGUUGAGGGGCGGGAGUGACCAUGCGGCAAGGCCACCUUCAUGAAAAAGCUUGGCGGCCGGCGUGCAUGCACCCUCAUGAAGGAGUUGGCGUGGACCGGGCUCUCUGGAGGUAUGACUGGGCAGGGGGAGGAGACUAUAGGCCACUCAGUGUAGGGAGGAGAGUGUCCCCUCCACCUCCUUCAUAACCACCGUCUGCCAGGCGCCAAUGGCCUUUUGCUUCAGUGGCACAUCAGAGCAGCACAGGAAGACCAAGAAGAGUCCGAUAAGCUGAAUGGAAACGCACAUCACCUCACGCACCAUCCUCUUUUUGAUAAAUCUCUUGGGUUCAAACAGCAAUGUACAAAGAGAGACCCGUGCCUCAGUGGACCAGAGGAGAGACAUGAGAGGGAAUAUGGUGUCUUUUCUCAGUCACUGCGUCAGGUACCUACAGCCCCCCCUGGACUCUGGACGCCCCCUCAACCCACACAGGCUCCGUUUCAUUCUCGAGUGGCACUUGUGGGCAGGGCCUCGUUCAGUGUCUCUGCGGUCACACCACGUGACAUAUGCAAUAUGUAUGCUCACUGUUUUGUAUAUAUGUAUCCAUACAUGUAGAUAUUCAUUGAGAAAAAAAACUGCUUGUCAUGGUUUUGUAUGCUGAAGUAUUUAUGCGUACGUACAUAUGGGCAGGUGAACACGGUGUGCUGUGUAUGUGUGUGUACAUACAUACAGCUGUAGAGAUCAUUGAUACCUCUGUAUUUUUUCACAUUUACUGCAGUGUUGUUUGUUUGUUUGUUUGUUUGUUUGUUUGUUUGUUUUGCAAACCAUGACAUGGUGUUCAAACUGUGCUCAUCUGACCUUUUUGGGUCAUUUUGAUGGUUCAGUAUGAGGACCUCCGAGUUGUGAAUGACGGUGAGUUUGUGUGGGUGUGUGUUGUUACAUUGUCUCAGAAAGUGUUGCCAGGGUGUAGCGUGCUCACCGGUUUGAGCUGGUCUUUGGUCUGUGACCAAAACAGAGUUGUGUCAAAGUGACAGGUUGAUUGACAGGUUUAUCAGUAGCAGUGAAAGGUGAACUAGCAAGGGAGGUUUCAACAAGCGGCAUGUAGACUAGUUACAGUAUAUUCAUGUCAGUUCAGGACUCCAGAGUCACGGUAACACUCACAGAAGUAAAGAGCAGUGCUUUGUGACUUAAUAUUGACCUUGAUACAACACAUGAGAAUGAAAAUAUCUAGAGAUACACCGAUUGCAAUUUUCUGGACCGGUUCCAAUUUCCGAUUUUUCAUAGUUUGACCUGCCGAUACCGAUUUUCGCUUCUUCUAACCACUUUACAGCACACACAAAUAAUUAUUUUGUAUCUGGGACAUUAAUUUCACACACUACUAAAUGCACUGUGUUAUGGAACAACCAUUUUUUUCUUCUCUCAUCCAAUAUCCAACUAAAAAUACAAAAAUAUUGUCAUGGCCGAUUACGUAAAAAUCAGCCAAUUCCGGUCACCAGCCGAUCUAUCGGUGCAUCUCUGAAAAUAUCUCAUGUGCUCUCCUUAUGAAGAUGAUAAUAUGUUCAGUAAUAAUUGGCCUUUUUUCUUUGUUGCACGUCAAAGAUGGCAUUUUGACAUUUACCCAUGCCAUGUUCACGUUAGCAUUCAACUGCAUUACCUUUUAUAUCAGAAAACAUAGUGAACAUUUGCAGAAUUUACUAAUGUAGUCCUCUGUCCUUUUUUCAUAUCGUUUCAUGUGUCCAUGCUGCCUUUUCAUCAUUAGAAAAGCCAAUUUUAUUUUGGCAGAUUACUUUUUCUCCUAUAGCUGUUACAACCCUGAUUAGACCAUUAAGACAGCUGAUGGUCUUUGACAGUGCUGUCUAAAGCAGUAAGGUCUUUACCUACUGACCUCUUCAUUGCCAGAGGUCAUCUUCUAUAUGGGUUGAAUCUGUGAAUUUUGAAUAUGUAGCUGCUAUAACGUGUGACUAUGGAUUCCUAAUGUUCAUUAUGGGCAGGCUUUCAGCAGGAAGCUUUGCCGCUCUAGUUCAAGAGACAAAAAGAGUCUUUUACAGGCAUUGUCAGAUGACGUGUGUGUGUGUGUGUGUGUGUGUGUGUGUGUGUGUGUGUGUGUGUUUGUGUAUGUGUGUGUGUGAGAGAGAAUAUGCUUAGAAGAUGUCACAUUACGUUUUGAAAGGAAACAUUGCAUUGGUGGAUUUGAAAGGAAAGCAUUGUGCUUUGGGGGAGCUCAGUGCCUCAAAAGUGCCUGAAAUUCUCUCGUGCCAUUUUGCACCAUGCACACAAUACGCUUUUUUUUUUUUUGGAUUUCAAUAGCUCAAUUACAGUGCAGGGUGCUGGUCCUCCUGGUCUUAUCAAGGCAUUGUCAUAAUGUGUUCUGUUGUGGAGUGAUUUUUUUUUUUUUUUUUUUUUUUUUUUUUUUUAAAAGAGGUUUAAGGACAGGAUCAUGCAUUCAUGCUGCUAUGAUAUACGGUGAACCAAAAAAAUAGCUCCUCUGUUCCAGAGAGGUGAGACCAGGGGCCUGCCUUGCCUACCAAGCAGCUCGUGGAGACUCCUUUGAACCUCCACUGACACUUUCUCCUAUAGCAUUCAUUGCCCUGCUCCUGUGCAGCAUUCCAGAAUCACCAGCAGCCUAUUUUUUGCUUUUCUAAAACUCGAUGGUCAAAAGCUCCCAUCCAGGUAUCCUCUCCUCUCAGACAUCCAGGUAUUCUUCUACAGCCUCUUAAGCCUCACCAGCUCUGACUGAACCAACCUACACAUCCUCAGCUCAGUAUUGCCUUCUCAUGUGUACACAACCUUUUGUAUAUCUGGAGUGUGUGCACACACACACACACACACACACACGUGCGCGCGUGUGUGCGUCCGACGUGUGUAACUAUGCGCGUGCAUUCCUGUUCAUUGGUAGCCAACAAGUUUUUGCAACAAGAGUUCUUUUUUGACUGGCGUGGCUUCCUGUGGUGACUCUUCGUGCUGUGUCGCUGUGUUAACACUGUUGUCUGGGCGAGUGGUCAGACUGGUGGAGUGGUUUGGUGUCAGCCAGACUGCCGUCGAAAAUGUGUGUUACUGUGCCAUUGUCGGUUACUAAGAUGGCCAUUGCCUUUUGUCACCCUUCUGUGACCCAAACCUAAAUUGCAAUUUACUAAAUGACUGAAUGCAUUGUUGUCUGACAUUACAUUCGGUGGUUAUCAGAAGAGAAGAGGCUUCCUAGUCACUGCCUGGAAUACAUAUGCUUUAAUAUGCAAGGGGGAGGGUUAAAUGAUCAUCUGGAUUUAAGGCAGAUUGAAGUAGAAGUGCCUCUAGCUUUUCUAAGCAUUGUGCAAUCUUUAGUAUAUAAUGUUGUAAUGGUCCUCUUUAAACAACUAACAACAGAAACAAGUAAUUUAGACAUUGCAUCUGCAUUUUGGUGGUGCCUAAAAAGCAAUUCUUAAUCUAACUGUAAACAUUCCAUAAUUUAGCCCUAGUCUUAAGGAUGCAAGAGACUAACAGUUUUGUUGAUUUGAUAGGAGUAAGUACAGUACAUUCAUACAAAAAAAAAUGCAAAGGCUUGGACCUGAGCUUGUUCUGACAGGACAUUGCGGAUGCAUAUACAAAAUACCUCUGUUUUUCGUGCGUUCCUCGAUUGAAGGAGCAUCCAAUGGAAAAGGUUUGGGCACAGAUAGGGGUUAUGCUGUAACAACUGUUCACAACAUUGCCACAGUUGCUUUGCUGCUCAAAGGCCAUUGCAUACAGGCUUCUGGAAGAUUUCUCUUUUUGUGCUUAGUGCCUAGUUUCUUCAUGAAGCAUGUUGACCCUUUGGUUAGUUUUCUUUUAAGUGUCUUGUGUUAUGAUGUGAUCAAGAGAGCAUAAUUGUAAUUGAAGAAGUUUGAAGUCUCAAAAUCUUGAAAGUUUAUUUAAUCUCAAAUGAAAAUAAUAAGGCGUAAAAAUACCUCUCUUGUUUAGACCAAUGUUUUUGUUUACCUCAGUGUGUAUAAAGUUUUUAUUGAUUGUUUUAUUUUGUCCUCUAGAUCUGACUUCAUUUUUAUGUCAUAUCUACAUGGUGUGUGUGUUGGGGGGAGGGGGGGGGGGUAAAAUGCACAUACAUUUGGGGGGGAUUGGGAAAAUUAUUGUAGCAAAGAUGUUUUUCUCUCUUAUUCAUACCUUUGCAGUAUUUGAUGGUUUGCAUAUGAAAGAAUGUUGCUUUUUCUCUCGGUUCAUGUUCUGAACAGAGCCUUGUUUAAUGGGUCAUUCUCCAUUGGUCAAAAGAAUGGUUAUUCUCUGACCUAUUCUAAGGUCACUAUCUAUCCUUAGCUUACAGUGUUUUGUUUGUUUUGUAAAGUGCACAAAGGAAGGAAUGUUCAAUGUGGGAAGCUAGAAGCCAGUUGAUUAUGUAUGGUUCCAACUAACAUUAGCAAGGUAGAAUGUUAUGUUAAUAAAUUAUGUUAAUAAAUCUUUACUGUUGAA